This is a messenger RNA of Penicillium odoratum, 1014 nucleotides long. Its product is annotated as heterokaryon incompatibility protein-domain-containing protein. The coding region runs from base 1 to 1014 and encodes 337 amino acids. The transcript has a single exon. NCBI's taxonomy places the organism in Eukaryota, Fungi, Ascomycota, Eurotiomycetes, Eurotiales, Aspergillaceae. The record is from RefSeq and is a predicted model, not a curated record.
AUGAUACAGAGCUCGUCGCUAAUCACUGACAGCCUCGUCGGUACCGGCAUUCCAACUUAUGGUCUUUCAAAGGAAGAUGCUGAGCAAAUCCGCGUGCUCCAGGCCCAAUCAAGUGAGCUAUGUGCCCGGUGCUCAAGCCUCGAUAUCCUGGCCUUAUUUUUGAAGUCUCAGCCGUUGGAUAUACUCCAGCGGAAAGAGUUACGUGACUCGCCAAGUUUUUUCAACGACUUGAAUCACAGAAUCCAUCUUGGCUCUCUGUCCUCGAUUUUCCUCAGUCCUUCUUGCCCCUUCUGCCGUCUUCUAUAUUGCAUUUUACCCCGAAAACCCGCAUCAGGGCGCACUAGAGGUGGAGCAUUAAAGUAUGCGCAACGAGUAGGCGAGACUAAUCCGGAGAUCUAUCUCACACCAGCACGUACAUACUUGAGAUCCUUUGGCUGGGAGACUUUGCCAGACUCUGACAGGAAGCAGUACGCUGUCGUGCUGGCUCUUGAAGAAAGUCGUUAUAGCACAAACGAAAUUAUCCGAUCUACCCCGUCGGCUAUUGCCGACUCUCCGGAUGUGCAAUACGCAAGUCUUGACGGACCUCUUAUUGCUAUGGAAAAUCGAUUCAUGGGGCCUGAUCGAGAUGUCUCGAAUUUCAGACUGGUCGAGAGUAAGCCCGAGACGGCUGAAAUUCGCCAGGCUCUUGAUGACUGUCUUCAGAAUCAUACUGGUACAUGCCGUGUAGAGAAGUCUGAAGAGCUUGUCACAAUUCGAGUCGUGGAUGUCAUUGAGCGUGUCAUCGUUCCGUAUCCAGCAGGUUCGGAUUAUGCUGCCUUGAGCUAUGUGUGGGGUGGCAUUUCACCGUCUCCUGGGGCGCUGGAAAACGGAUGCCUUCCACUGACAGUGGAGGAUGCCAUUACGGUAACAAAAUCAUUAGGAAUAAGAUAUCUUUGGGUACUUUUUACCGGCAAUGAUGGUGAAUCGAUUCGAUGGCUGAGUAUUCUAUUUCUUAGGUCGAUUCGCUGUGCAUAG